Messenger RNA from Echinostoma caproni, 1299 nucleotides. Lineage: Eukaryota; Metazoa; Platyhelminthes; Trematoda; Plagiorchiida; Echinostomatidae. The record is from the annotation of a GenBank genome assembly.
AUGUUUCUGGACUGGUGGCGCAAAGUUCGACGAAAUAUGCCCACGGACCACGUGAGUCGUCCUGAAGCCGAAAAGGUCAACAAGAUUGCUCAAUCUUCCCUUCCCCUGUGGUUGAUCAUUUUGAUGCGCACGGCUACCACAUCUUGCUUUCUUGCUCUUAUUUGUGGACCAGUAUUGAACAAAUUCGAGAACCAGUUAUGUCUGGUACGGGAGACUCGAAAGCAGUCCAUCGCGGACCGAGCAUUUGCGUUAUUCCUGACUCCUAAAUCGUUGCGUCCAAUUAUGUUUUCACUCUGCCCCCAGUUCUCUCAUUAUGCAACCAUAUGCGUAUUACCGGACACUGGUAUUUUCGCCUUCAGCUUGCUUCUCUUCGUGCUUCAACUGUUCUUCAUCAUCACGCGUGUCUAUGACAAGCCAAAAUCUUCCCACAAACUCUCACGAGCACAUUUUGAAGUUUCCGUUUUAUUGAUGGAUGCAAUUGUUUCGUUGUUUGCUCUCGGCACACUCGUUCCAGUCAUUCCAAAUGUUCUCGCCCAUGCCGGUUUAUCUCACCCAAUGUACCAUGGCCGCGCUCCGCCGAUUUAUCUUAUUCUGCUAGUCCUUGGUUUGCUUCUUGCUGCUAGCGCCAUGGCAGGUUUGAAAGUUUGGUUGAGCUCCUGUUCGAAUGAUUGGCGAGGGCAGCGUCGAGCUCUUGUUCAAGCCUGGCCCGAUUGCAACGGUUCUUAUAUUUCGCGCACUUCUCUGAGUGGUUGUGCUACCAGUAUAUCCGGCCAGCUCUCUCCAAAAUCCACCGGAUGUCGGUCAUCUUCACCAUUUUCUGAACUCUCAGAUUUAUCCAGAAAAGCGACACAGACCGCAGUUUCCGAAACCGGUUCUUCACCGUCGAGACCUGUCUUUCGUCCAUCUGUGCUCACAUGGCCACCCGAGUCAAGAAACACACCAUGGACUCCAUCAUUCACGACUGAACCCCGUCUAUCGAGUAAAAUUGCUUCGGAUGCAUCCGGUAGUGAUGACGACAGCCUUAUUACUAGUGUGAGCCAGCUUCGUGCAAGCCCAUCUCGCAGUGCUACUCGUUCCGCCUCAACCGGGGCACGCAAAACACGUUCUGGGCAUCGGCGUCAUCGUCGUCACCGCAAACGUGCGGGUUUGCUGCGUUUUUGUUUAUCGUUUCUCUUCGGUCGAUUGGAUACGUGGAAGGAUGUUCUAGAUGAGUUGACUUGUCUAUUGAACGCACUGCUAAUCGGUGUAAUCAUUUAUGGUAUUUUUCGUGUGCUUUUGAUGGUCAAAGACUCAUUUUGA